AUGGCCUCUAUUCGCGUUCUUUCCUUCGAUGCUGAGGGCCGUCCCGUGCAGUUCACUUCCUGGCUCGACGACCUGCAGUUGUAUCUUAUGAGCAAUAGCACGGACCACAUCUCCCUCUAUGACUACGCGUCUGGUGCUGCCGCUGCUCCUGCUGCCACAGCCGAGCUUAGUGUACGUUCUCAGUGGCAGACGCGUGACGCUGCUGCUCGCCUAGCCAUUCGCAGUCACCUGCCGUUAGCUGAGCUCGAGCAUUUUGGCGACUGCAAAACCGCUAAGGCCCUAUAUGACGCUGUCGUUGCUCGCUACUCCUCACCUGCCACAGCCGAGCUUAGCCGCCUCAUGCUGCCUUACCUGUUCCCUGAGCUGUCCACCUUUGCUACAGUCGCCGAUCUUAUCACCCACCUUCGCACUAGUGACGCUCGCCUGCGUGCCGCCCUUCCCACCGAGUUCUGCGCUAAGAACCCCCCUCCACUGUACUGGACACUCCACUUUAUAGUCACCCGUCUCCCUGACACCCUCAGCUCAGUGCGCGACUAUUUCCUUGCUCGCUGUCCCACUGAGCUCACUGUCGCCCUCCUAGAGGAGAAGCUGCUAGCAGCCGAGAAGAGCAUUGUAGCUGUAGGUGCUGCUCGCGGCGCUCCUCGCACCCCCAUCUUUGAGGGGUGUUCUCCCUCUCCCCUCGCUCCCUCCUACGCUACUGCUGCUGCUGUUGACUUCCUUGGUGCUGAGUCUGCUGGCGCUGCUUCUGCUCCUGGUGGGAGGCGCCGCACUGGCAAGGGCAAGGGGGGCAAGGGUGGCGGGGGUGGCGCUGGGGGGGGAGGGGGUGGGGGAGGUGGGGGGGGAGGCGGUGCUGGAGGGAGCGGUGGCGGGAGUGCCGGUGGGAGUGGGGCCGGCGGCGGAGGCGGGGGCGGCGGCGGGAGCAGUGGCGGUGGUGGCAGCGGCGGCAGUGGCGGCGGUGGCGGUAGUGGCGGUGGCGGUGGCGGUGGUGGCGGUCGGAGCGGAGGUAGUGGCGGCGGUGGAGGUCGGAGUGGAGGCACCGGCUCGGGCCAGAGCUCCCAGCAGCAGCAGCGUCCCCAGUCGACCCAGCAGCUUCGUGAGUGGCUUGCUCAGCGUGGGACGUCUGGGGGCAGUAGCCGCUGUUCCUAUGUCAUUCGCACAGGUGAUCGCAAGGGACAGACGUGUGGGAGGUUUCACACCCCGUACCGCUGCUUCUUCCGCCUUGACGACGCUUGGCGUGAGGAGAUGGGCGAGGAUGUUGAGCGCCCUCGCUGGGCUGAGCUGAUGAGGGCUGGGGUUGAUAUCUUUGCUCUUGACUAUGAUGCUAUUAUAGCUGCCAUGUAUGCAUUGACUGUUAGUGCCGAGGGAGACUGUUACUUGUGUGUGCCGCCUGACCCAGGUAUAGAGCCCGCUGCCCUAGGUACUAGUGAGUCUGCUCUCUCUGGUAUGGUGCCCCCUGUACCUGCUCCCUCCUGCACUGUCCCUGCUGCUUGCGAGUCUGCUCUCUCAGGUACAGCACCCACAGAGACUGCUCUCUCAGGUACUGCACCGACUGAGCCCUGUCACACCUUCACCCUUGACUCAGGUGCCUCCCGCUGCUUCUUUCGAGACAGUACUGAGCUCACACCGCUUUCUGCACCGGUCCCAGUCUCCUUGGCUGAUCCCUCUGGGGGCCCGGUCCUUGCCCGGUCCACCACUGUGCUCCCUUGUCCGGCGGUUCCGUCUGGCUCGUUGACAGGUUUCCACCUCCCCUCGUUCUCGACGAACCUGGUGAGCAACGCUGUCCUCCAGGAUCAGUGGGUUGACACCUUCACCCCUGGAGGACAGCGUGUGGCGAUCUGCACGUGCUCCAGGACCGGCCGUCACCUGGCUACGUUUACUCGUCGGCCGGGGUCGAGUCUCUACACACUGACCACUGCGUCUCCCCAGGUCGCUGCUGUCGGUCAGGUGUCCGCGUCAGGUCUGGUAGCCCACGCCUGUGAGUGUCGUUCCCUGUCGCACCAGACUCUUCUCUGGCACCACCGCCUGGGUCACCCCUCCUUGCCACGCCUCCGUGGCAUGCACCGUCGCCACCUUGUGUCUGGUCUUCCCAGGUCCCUCCCUCCCCUCCCUGCCUCGCCUGCGCCGCCUUGCCUUCCUUGCGUCGAGGGGCGGCAACGCGCCGCUCCUCACUCCUCCUCGUUCCCCCCGACAGAGGCUCCUCUGCAGACCCUCCACCUGGACGUGUGGGGCCCAGCCCGCGUUCGUGGUCAGGGCGGUGAGCGGUACUUUUUGCUGGUUGUCGACGACUACUCGCGUUACACCACGGUCUUCCCCUUGCGCACCAAGGGUGAGGUCCCUGCUGUUCUGAUCCCUUGGAUCCGCACAGUUCGUCUCCAGCUCCGCCGCCGUUUCCGGACGGAUCUUCCUGUCCUGCGUCUGCACUCUGACAGAGGUGGUGAGUUUUCCUCCGACCUCUUGAGGACCUUCUGUCAGGCGGAGGGCAUCGAGCAGACCUUCACGCUUCCGGACUCCCCACAGCAGAAUGGGGUUGCUGAGCGCCGCAUUGGCCUGGUCAUGGAGGUCGCUCGUACCUCCUUGGUCCACGCGGCGGCUCCCCAUUUUCUGUGGCCGUUUGCUGUCCGGUACGCCGCGCAUCAGCUCAACCUCUGGCCCCGUGUCUCCUUGCCGGAGACCUCGCCCACACUGCGUUGGACGGGGGAGGUUGGCAAUGCGUCGCGCUUCCGGGUGUGGGGUGCUCGUGCCCUUGUCCGCGAUACGUCCGCGGACAAGCUCUCCUCCCGCACGCUUCCCUGUGUCUUCCUUGGCUUUGUCCCUGACGCGCCGGGCUGGCAGUUUUACCACCCCACCUCGCGCCGGGUCUUCGCCUCUCAGGACGUCACCUUUGACGAGUCGGUCCCUUUUUACCGUCUCUUCCCCUACCGUACUGCCCCCCUCCCUCCCCCGCCGCUUUUCCUUGCUCCUGGUCCCCCUCCGGUAGACCCCCUCCCCCCUCAGGGUCCUGCUCCUUCAGGUGUCUCUCAGGUAGACCCUCCUCCCGUCGCUGAGCCUGUCGAGGUCACAGGUGACUCAGGUGCUGCUGCAGGUGGUGCUGAGUCUGGGGGUGCUGAGCCUGAGGGUGCUGGGCCUGGGGGUGCUGGGACUACGGGUGCUGGAGCUGAGGGUACUGUGCCUGAGAGUUCGGCGCCUGGGGGUGCUGAGCCUGGGGGUGCUGCGACUGGGGGUGCUGAGCCGACGUAUGCGGAGUCUGGGGGUGCUGAGUCUGGGGGUGCUGCGCCUGCGGGUACUGAGCCUGGGGGUGCUGCUACUGAGCCUACGGAGCCUCGGGUUGCUGCGUCUGGGGGUGCUCCGGUUCGGGGUGCUGAGCAGUCUCUCACACCACAGCAGCUUCGUGACUGGUACGUCCGGCGCUUUCGCCGUCCUCGUGGCUCGGCUGGAGCUGGGGGUGCUGGAGCUGCCGGGACUGGUUGUUCUGGGAGCACUACGACUGGAGCUGCUGGAGCUGGGGACUCUGGAGCUGGCGGCGCUAGCGGAGUUGUAGCUGCGGACCCUGGGGGUGGUGCUGCUGCUGGUGCUGCGGACCCACCUGGUGGAGCUGCUGCUGGAGCUGAGGACCCGAGCGGUGGCGCUGCUGCUGGUGCUGGGGACCCGGACGCUGGAGUCUCUUCUGCUUCUGGAGCCGCUGCGCGGCCGCGGCCGUACUUCGUACCGCUCCUUCAGCAGGUUCUUGGGCAGGCUCCUCCUCCUUGUCCUCCUCCCUCCGUAGAGUGUCCUCCGACUGUCCAGCCGCAGUCACAGUUACCGCCUGCCUCGCCUCUCCCUGCUCCCUCUCCUUACACUGGUCCCACAGGAGGUCUUACAGAGCGUCGUGAGCCUGAGUCUCGUCCUGCGUCGCCUGUCCGUACUGCUCGCACUGGUCGUCGUGUCCGUCGUGAGCGUCCUCCUCCUGUCCCAGGCACUCACUACAUGACUCUGCGUCCUUCUACUGCUCCUCAGCGUGUCCCUCUGCCGUCUCCUCCUGCGUCCUCUUUGCCUGACGUUCCCGACCCUGAGUCUGACCGGUAUCGUGCUGAGCACCCUACUGUCACGCGUCUCCUAGCUACUGUUGUCACUGACCCUACCUUUGAGUCCUCGGCUGCGUCUGCUCUGGUCGCUGAGUUGGUCGACUUUGCUGCUGCCUGUCGUCUAGACUACGCCGCCAGUCUUGUUGCUGAGUCUGAGUCUGUCUGUCCUCCGUCCGUCGGGGGUGAGUGUGCUCUUGGCACGGACGUCCUUGAGGACAGGCAGGAGGACUUUGACUCUCUUGCGGCUGCUGUACCUCAUCUCGUGGCCUGGUUGCUUGCCCCUGAGGGAGACCCGGAUGCACUAGACAUCCCCACUCCGCGCACUUACGCAGAGGCGAUCUCGGGUCCCUACUCCUCUCAGUGGCAGACAGCCAUGGACGCAGAGAUGGCAUCCUGGAAAUCCACAGGCACCUACGUCGACGAGGUUCCCCCUCCUGGGGCGAACAUCGUCGAUGGCAUGUGGAUUUUCAGGGUGAAGCGGCCGCCAGGUUCUCCGCCUGUCUUCAAGGCUCGUUACGUUGCUCGAGGCUUCAGUCAGCGUCAGGGGGUCGACUUCUUCCAGACCUUCUCCCCCACCCCGAAGAUGACCACUCUUCGGGUUCUGCUGCACGUUGCUGCUCAGCGUGACUACGAGCUUCACUCCCUUGACUUCAGCACAGCGUUCCUGCAGGGCAGCCUGCACGAGGAGAUCUGGCUGCGCCGCCCACCUGGCUUUACUGGGUCGUUUCCUCCUGGUACCCAGUGGAGCCUCCGCCGGCCAGUCUACGGUCUCCGCCAGGCGCCACGCGAGUGGCACGACACACUGAGGACUACACUUGCGGCUCUUGGGUUCGCGCCGUCUACUGCUGACCCGUCGCUGUUUCUGCGCACAGACACGUCGCUGCCGCCGUUCUACAUUCUCGUGUACGUCGACGACUUGGUCUUUGCUACUGCUGACACUGAGGCACUCGCUCGUGUGAAGUCGGAGCUGCAGAAGAGACACACCUGCACUGACCUGGGUGAGCUGCGUAGCUAUCUUGGCUUGCAGAUCACCCGGGACAGAGCUCGCCGCACCAUCACCCUGACUCAGUCACACAUGGUGCAGCAGGUCCUUCAGCGCUUCGGCUUCCAGUUCUCCUCACCACAGGCCACACCUCUGGCUACCAGUCACUCGCUCUCAGCUCCACCUCCGGACGAGUCCGUAGAGCCGAGUGGCCCGUACCCAGAGCUUGUGGGCUGCCUCAUGUACUUGAUGACUUGCACGCGACCUGACCUCGCGUACCCUCUUAGCAUCCUUGCUCGUUACGUUGCACCUGGGAGACACAGGCGAGAGCACUGGGAGGCUGCUAAGAGGGUGCUGCGCUACUUGUGCAGUACAUCAGGCAUGGGGCUGGUGCUUGGAGGACACGACAGAGUUGUCCUCACUGGUCACUCGGACGCUUCUUGGGUGGACGACCUGGCUACGCAGCGGUCGUCACAGGGUUACACCUUCAGCCUUGGCUCUGGUUCUGUCUCGUGGCGGUCCACCCGUUCUUCUUCUGUUCUCAGCUCUAGUUGUGAGGCUGAGAUCUACGCCACGGCCAUGGCUGCACAGGAGUUACGCUGGCUCACCUACCUGCUGACUGACUUGGGAGAGCGGCCUAGUUCUCCUCCAGUUCUGUACGGCGACAACAAGGCGGCCCUUGCCUUGUGUCAGGAGCACAGACUGGAGCACAGGACGAAGCACAUUGCUCUUCGCUACUUUCUUGCUCGAGAGCUUCAGCAGCGCGGUCAGCUUCGGCUUGUGUACGUGGACUCGAAGGCCAACACUGCUGAUAUCUUCACCAAGGCGCUCCCGCCUAGUGAUCAUCAGCGGCACUGUACUUCUUUAGGCCUUGUGUCCACGUUUCCUCACUUGCUCACUGCUUGA
Closterium sp. Yama58-4 is the source of this 5949-nucleotide messenger RNA. The record is from the annotation of a GenBank genome assembly. NCBI's taxonomy places the organism in Eukaryota, Viridiplantae, Streptophyta, Zygnematophyceae, Desmidiales, Closteriaceae.